AUGGACCAAAGACGAAACACGUCCCUGAGGGAGCGUUUACAAUGGUUGUACAACCUGAUGAUUCACCUACCUUGCCCUCCCAAAGACGAUGACGCCAACUACGAAAACACCACAUGGUGUAAUCGCGACCUGAUUCCCAUUCCCCAGGAAAGACGAACCUAUGGCGCCAUCUCGUACAUGGGUAAGGCACCUGGCUGCGUGGUUGUCCUGACUGUUGCGACAACAGUUUCCUCUGACAUCUUGACAGCAUACUGGACCGUCUCGGGCUCGAACAUCUCGGCCUGGAGCGUCGGAAGCACGCUGCUGGCAUUCGGGCUCACUCCACAACAAGCCAUCGCGGCCGUGGUUCUUGGCGGCGUUAUUACCGGUCUUCUCGCGGUGGCCUGUGGUUGGAUGGGUGCCCAACACUACAUUGGCUAUACGGUUUGCAGUCGAUUCUCGUGGGGAAUGAGAGGGUCAUACUUUCCUGUUAUCCUGCGCGUCUUUAUCGCAUCCAUGUGGUUCGGCAUCCAGGCAUUCUGGGGCGGCCAGGCUACUCGAGUUUGCAUCGGAGCCGUCAUUCCCGGCCUCGCUCGUCUGCCCAACUCCUUUUCGGCCAGCUCUCACCUCGAAACGAAGGAUUUUAUCGGCUUGGUGGUUUGGAUGUGCGCCUUUGUACCGGCAAUCCUGAUCCGCCCCGAACGGCUACAGCUUCCGUUCGCCGUUUGCUUUGUUCUUUUCUGCUGCACCGCCUUCGGUCUGCUCACAUGGUCUGUCAGCCAGGCCAAUGGUCCCGGAGCCAUGUUCCAGGAGCCUGGGACGGCACCCAACCUGGGAUGGGCCUUCAUGUUCAGCUUGACUGCCAUUCUGGGAGCUUGGGGCGGAGGCACUCUGGGCCAAUCGGACUGGACUCGAUAUGCAACGAGGCAAUUGGCGCCGGUGCCGUCGCAGCUCGUCGCAACGCCGCUGACUAUUUCCGUCACUGCCAUCAUUGGCAUCGUGGUUACCAGCGCCUCACGCGACGUCCUCGGCGGCGACGUCGUCAUUUGGAAUCCCAUUUACCUGCUUGCCGCCAUGCAGGAAUACUACGGGUCGGGCGCUGGCGUUCGGGCCGGCGUCUUCUUUGGCGGAUUGGGCCUCGUUGCUUCUCAGCUCUCUAUCUCCGUCGUCCUCAACGCCAUGUCGUGCGGCAUGGACAUGGCCGGCCUUUGGCCUCGCUACAUCAACAUCCGACGCGGAGCCGCCCUCAUGGCCGUCAUUGGCAUCGCCGUUCAGCCGUGGCAAUUGCUCGCCACUGCUGCCAAAUUUCUCCAGGUCCUCGGCGGCUUUGGCAUCUUUCUGGCCCCCCUGACCGGCAUCAUGCUUGCGGAUUAUCACGUCAUCAGGCGACGUAAGCUCAAGAUAGGCGACCUUUACCGCGGAGACGGUUCGUCGAUUUACUGGUACGACGGCGGAUUCAACUGGCGCGCCCUCGCGGCCUUUUCCAUGGGCGCAUGGCCCAUGAUCCCCGGUCUCGCGGCCUCUGUCAAUGCCACUGAGGAUCCGGCCUGGACGGCCUGGAUCCGACUGUACAACCUGAGUUUUGUAGUCGGCCUGGCCAUGGGCUUCGUCGUGUUCUGGGGGCUGAAUCGCGCAUUCCCCCCGCCUGGACUGGGUGAGCAGUCCGACUUUGAGCCCAUCCACGGCAUCAUGGCCCCGUCGCUUGACAGUCCCAGCGAUGGGCAUUUCGGGGGGCAUGGUCAGCAGGAGAAGACGCUGCCAAUCCGAGUUGCUUAG
This is a messenger RNA of Metarhizium album ARSEF 1941, 1755 nucleotides long. Its product is annotated as Permease, cytosine/purines, uracil, thiamine, allantoin. Gene Ontology annotation, biological process: transmembrane transport; nucleobase transport. The transcript is spliced from 10 exons. The record is from RefSeq and is a predicted model, not a curated record. Bases 1 to 1755 code for a protein of 584 amino acids. Gene Ontology annotation, molecular function: nucleobase transmembrane transporter activity. Lineage: Eukaryota; Fungi; Ascomycota; Sordariomycetes; Hypocreales; Clavicipitaceae. Gene Ontology annotation, cellular component: plasma membrane.